GCACGAACUGGGGCGGGGUGCCGGGAUAUUGUCAGGUUGAGGGCAGAUCUAAGAUGGCGGCGGCAGGAUCAGUAGCGGCGGGGACGCUUAGAUGCAUGGUCCGGAGCACCCAGCUGGUGGGAGGCGGGCGCUUUGCCGGACCCGGGCGCCGGGCCUUUCAUGCCUCUGUGCCUGCAGCUGCUCAGGUGACUGUCCGUGAUGCUUUAAAUCAGGCCUUGGAUGAGGAACUGGAGAGAGACGAGAAAGUUUUCUUGCUUGGUGAGGAAGUUGCUCAGUAUGACGGUGCAUACAAGAUUAGCAGAGGACUCUGGAAAAAAUAUGGUGAUAAGAGGAUAAUCGAUACUCCUAUAUCAGAGAUGGGAUUUACAGGAAUUGCUGUAGGUGCUGCUAUGGCUGGCUUGAGGCCCAUUUGCGAAUUCAUGACCUUCAACUUCUCAAUGCAAGCCAUUGACCAGAUUAUAAACUCAGCUGCCAAAACCUACUACAUGUCUUCUGGGUUGGUGCCUGUGCCCAUUGUCUUCAGGGGUCCAAACGGAGCCUCAGCAGGAGUAGCGGCGCAGCAUUCGCAGUGUUUUGCAUCUUGGUAUGGGCACUGUCCUGGACUAAAAGUUGUGAGUCCGUGGAGUUCAGAGGAUGCAAAAGGUCUCCUUAAAUCGUCAAUCCGGGAUGAUAAUCCAGUUGUGAUACUGGAAAAUGAAUUGAUGUAUGGCGUUCCCUUUGAAGUGUCUGAGGAAGCUCUGUCAAAGGACUUCCUUGUCCCUAUUGGAAAGGCUAAGAUAGAAAAACCAGGAAGCCACCUUUCCUUAGUGGCUCAUUCGCGAUCCGUUGGCCACUGUUUGGAAGCAGCCUCCGUUCUUGCCAAAGAUGGGAUAGAAUGUGAGGUAAUCAACCUCCGUACUAUUAGGCCAAUGGAUAUCGACACCAUCGAAGCCAGUGUUGUGAAGACAAAUCAUCUCGUGACAGUGGAAGGUGGCUGGCCGCAGUUUGGCGUGGGAGCUGAAAUAUGUGCCAGGAUUAUGGAAGGUCCUGCUUUCAACUAUUUGGAUGCUCCAGUUGUUCGUGUCACUGGUGCAGACGUCCCUAUGCCUUAUGCAAAGACUUUGGAGGAGAACUGCUUACCUCAAGUAAAGGAUAUUAUAACUGCAGUGAAGAAGACACUGAAUAUCUAGGUUGUGUGUAUAUUUAAGCGCUUCUUCCAGACUUAGGUCUUUAAAAAUAUUUAUGAAAUGCAUUUGUCAUUAUAUUGCAGGCUGUACAGGGGCAGGGAGAAGCACAAGGAUACUGGGUGUCUAAUCUGUUACAGAGACUAUAGUGCCUCCCAUUCUACUUCUAAGAAGAAAAUUCAAAGGGAGAAUUGACAGAUUUAACAUUUUGGAAUUUGUAUUUUAUGUAAAAAAAACCCGCUUCUCAUUGUAGGACAACGUUCUUGUUUAUCAUUGUACAACUGAAAUCGAUCUCACUCUUAUGCUCGUUUUGUAAUCUAUAAAGCUUGAAAUAAAGGACAUGAACAGAAAA
Sphaerodactylus townsendi is the source of this 1515-nucleotide messenger RNA. RefSeq names its product pyruvate dehydrogenase E1 subunit beta (gene PDHB). Gene Ontology annotation, biological process: pyruvate decarboxylation to acetyl-CoA. The coding region runs from base 54 to 1169 and encodes 371 amino acids. Lineage: Eukaryota; Metazoa; Chordata; Lepidosauria; Squamata; Sphaerodactylidae. The record is from RefSeq and is a predicted model, not a curated record. The transcript is spliced from 9 exons. Gene Ontology annotation, molecular function: pyruvate dehydrogenase (acetyl-transferring) activity.